CUUCCUCCCCCAGAAUGCCUACGUUUUCCAGCCACGAUAUCCCAGACCUUCGUCACCAAGUCAUUAUUGUCACCGGAGGCAAUGUGGGCCUUGGUUAUGAAACCAUCCGUCAGCUGAGCUUGCACAACCCAGCCCGCAUCUACCUCGCCGCUCGAUCCAAAGACAAGGCAACCAAAGCCAUCAAAGAUCUACAGGAAGGGAACCCAAAGGGAGCCGAUGUCCAUUUCUUGCAGCUUGAUCUUGCAUCUUUUGAAAGCGUGAAAGCUGCAGCAGCAAACUUUCUUAGCCGAGAAUCCCGUCUCGAUAUUCUUGUCAAUAAUGCCGGAAUUAUGAUGACUCCUGAAGGACUGACAAAAGAGGGAUAUGAGAUACAAUUUGGAACAAAUGUUCUGGGUCCGGCCUUAUUCACUCAGCUGCUGCUGCCCACCUUGCGGCAAACGGCCAAAGCAAACCCUCAGACCCGCGUUGUUAUGCUGGGCUCUGCGGCCCACGUUCGCGCCCCCAGUGAUGUUUAUAAGUUCGAUGAGCUUCGUACAACUGGAUCUAGUCGGCAUACCACUCAGCGGUAUACCACGUCGAAACUUGCCGAUCUCCAUUACGCUAAAGCACUAGCCGAGAGGGAGACAGAGGUUAAGAUUAUUCCUGUUCACCCUGGCAUGGUAGCAACUAAUCUUCACCAUGCCUCAACUGGCACUUUUCUCAAACCUUUUCUUUACACUGCCGGUUUUCUGUUUGCAACACCCGUCGAGAAAGGCGCCCUCUCUCAAAUAUGGGCUGCUGUAAGUCCUGAUGCCAAAAGCGGGCAAUACUAUGGGCCUAUCGGGAAGGCAGAAUCAGGAUCGAAACUUGCCCAAGAUCAUGGGCUUCAGGAAAAGUUGUUCAAAUGGGUUCAAGACCAACUUGUGGGGCAUGUGGAAACAGCUUAUUAGACGCCAGCUUGUUUUCUUUUCUUUCCUUCUUUCUUUUCUUUUCUUUUCUUUGUUACUCUAUUUUCCUAUUCCAAUACACCAUUGUUUACUCAAACCUCAGUGGACAUGCAAAUG
Messenger RNA from Aspergillus caelatus, 1043 nucleotides. RefSeq lists its product as uncharacterized. Lineage: Eukaryota; Fungi; Ascomycota; Eurotiomycetes; Eurotiales; Aspergillaceae. The record is from RefSeq and is a predicted model, not a curated record. Gene Ontology annotation, molecular function: oxidoreductase activity. The coding region runs from base 15 to 929 and encodes 304 amino acids. The transcript has a single exon.